CUCAUAUACCUGAAAGCUCAGCUGCCAUGGUAGCAACCAUGGCGGAUAGAGUCAAAGCUAUUAAAAUUCGCUUAGACCGCGGAUUGUGGCCUCCAAUUAAAGCAAAGCUUUCAGGGGUGAGCCGGGCCCCCGCCCAUGACCAAAAAGAGGCUGGGUUGAUCCGGAUUCCACUUCAGAUUUAUCAUCUCUAUUUAAUAGAAGGAGCAGUUUCACUUGCUCAUGGUAGCAAGCAUAAAAGAAAGCACGAAGCAGUAGAAAGCAA
Racocetra fulgida is the source of this 262-nucleotide messenger RNA. The record is from the annotation of a GenBank genome assembly. NCBI's taxonomy places the organism in Eukaryota, Fungi, Glomeromycota, Glomeromycetes, Diversisporales, Gigasporaceae.